AUGGCGAUGCCCAGCCUGAGGGGCCUCCUGGUGCAGGUGGGGAACCCGCAGAAGCCUGUCCUGAAGCCCAACAAGCCCCUGGUCCUCGCUAACUUCAUCAGGGAGCAGCGUCGGGAGAAGGGCGAGGCGACCUGUAUCACAGAGAUGUCAAUGAUGAUGGCAUGCUGGAAGCUGAAUGAAUUCCACGACGAACCAUGCAGAAAAGAGAUCCAAGACUUCUUUGAUUGUGCUUCGAGGGCUGAGGCAGCCGGCAAGAUGAAAUCUAUCCAGGACACUCGGGGAGAGUCUGGGAAUUUAUCUCCCAAGAAACUGAAUAGAUUGUUACAGAAGUUUCCUAACAAACCUCAUGUCAGCUACAAAUAG
Messenger RNA from Echinops telfairi (small Madagascar hedgehog), 363 nucleotides. Its product is annotated as coiled-coil-helix-coiled-coil-helix domain-containing protein 1-like. NCBI's taxonomy places the organism in Eukaryota, Metazoa, Chordata, Mammalia, Afrosoricida, Tenrecidae. The record is from RefSeq and is a predicted model, not a curated record. Gene Ontology annotation, cellular component: mitochondrial ribosome; mitochondrion; nucleoplasm. Gene Ontology annotation, biological process: mitochondrial translation. The transcript has a single exon. The coding region runs from base 1 to 363 and encodes 120 amino acids. Gene Ontology annotation, molecular function: RNA binding.